This is a messenger RNA of Ectocarpus sp. CCAP 1310/34, 1197 nucleotides long. NCBI's taxonomy places the organism in Eukaryota, Phaeophyceae, Ectocarpales, Ectocarpaceae. The record is from the annotation of a GenBank genome assembly.
AUGACCUUUCUCGUCGUGUGCUUGGCACGUCGCGGUGUCAUCGAAGCAGGCUUCUUUUUGUCGGCACUGCUAUGUCCACUGGCGGCCGCAGCCGGAACCUUCCGAUCAAAUGUGAAUGCGUCGAGCUCCCCUCGGAUCUACAACGCUAGCGAGAUCAACGAGGAUUGGCUGGGAUACUCAUGCGCCUCCAUAGGCGAUUUCAACGGCGACGGCGUGGGAGACAUUGUUAUUGGAGCGCCAGGCGCCAGCGAUGGGGUAGGUCGGGCGUAUGUAGUGUACGGGAAUUCUUCGGGAAUCGACGAGGAUUUUGACGUAUCAGCUCUGGAAGAUCGCGACAGCGCCGGUCUCGUCAUGACAGGCAGGCAGGGAGGAACGUUUUCGCACAGCAUUGGGUACGCCGUGGCUGCAGCAGGAGACGUCAACGGAGAUUCCCUGAUGGAUGUCAUGGUGGGCGCCUACGGAAGCUCUCACUUGAGCGAAGGCGCGGCCCACGUCGUGUAUGGCACUAAUACAUCCGCGGCGUAUGACUCUUCUUUCCUCGAUCUCGGCGCCGGGGAUGGUGGAGGGCUCGACGGGGUGGACGGCUUCACUCUCUCGGGGAUGUCGAUAGAAAUAGAGCUCUACGCGAAGCUGCUCUCCGACACGCUUGACAGGCAACUGUCGUUGCAGUACACCGGGAACCCGCUGUCUUCGGCGGGAGACGUCAACGGGGACGGCUAUGGCGACAUUCUUGUCGGUAGCCCGACGGCCGGAGCGGUGUCUCAGGGGCACACCUACCUGGUGUUUGGUGGUGCCGGUCUGCCGGGUAGAGUGAACCUGACGGAAUCGGACGACGUGGCCGGAGGGAACGAGGGCGUGGUGGUGUUUAAGGGGGCUUUGACAGGCGAGUUUGUGAUCAUCUGCGGGUUUCAUGAUCUUUGCUCGAUUGACGAAUCCGGGUUCUCUGUGUCCGGGGGGUUCGACAUGAACGGCGAUGGAUUGAGUGAUUUCAUCAUCGGAGCACCGGAAGGGGGAACCAUCGGGGAGUUCGACGGGGAGGCGUAUGUCGUAUUCGGGCAGGAAAACCUGGCCGAUUCUGACACGGUGAUGCUUGACACCGAUCUAGAUGGGACAGUCGGUUUCAGCAUCCUUGGGCCUUCGGAUGACGCUUACGCCGGCAGCUCCGUUGCGGGAAUCGGGGUGAGGCUGUUUCGCUAG